Molecule: messenger RNA, 26143 nt
Organism: Coregonus sp. 'balchen'
Lineage: Eukaryota; Metazoa; Chordata; Actinopteri; Salmoniformes; Salmonidae
Source: the annotation of a GenBank genome assembly
AUGAAUUCGGCGGAACAGACGGUAACGUGGCUGAUAACGUUGGGGGUCUUGGAGUCACCGAAAAAGACCAUUUCGGACCCUGAAGGAUUCCUGCAGUGUUCUCUCAAAGAUGGGGUUGUCCUGUGCAAGCUGGUGGAGCGAUUGCGCCCUGGGUCUGUUGAGAAAGUAAGGUCAUAUCUUAUUGCCUGGAUGUCCCACCUCUGCCUUAGACAACUAUUAUGUGGAACUUGAAGAAUUAAACAUUGUGUUAGUAUUUAUUUUUUGUUGUAGAUGUUCUCAAACCGAUCCUAGUUUAGAUCAUUAACAGAGGGGUUAUUGUACGAAAUACAGUGGAAUUUCCGGACAGAUGUCCGUGAGUCUCUCUCACACUUCAGCACUGGUUUACAUUGACAAUGAGAUACCUAUUCCAUUCAUUUAUUCCAAUAUAACCUAUUCUUAAGUGUGUAAUAACGCAAUUGUUUUCACAUAGGCUACACAUGGCAUUAAAGUCCCAUGUUUUUUUUCUAGAUUGAAAACAGACGCUUAAAAAAAAAAACAUGUUUGAUUGUCGGCGUAAGUAUGCACAUUUGGCCACUGCAUUUAUUUAUAUUCCCCCCAAAAAUGAUGUUGCUAUAAUAAACGGGUGUUUUUGGUUCGGAACAACUGCUAUUAAUUAGGGGUACACUACAGAUAGAUUCACAUGAGUGGGCCGCCAUUGACUGCAAAGGAAGACCACUCCCCCUUUAAAGGAACAGUGUGUUUUAACACAAUAUUGCCAUCAGAGUAGACUACUUAUAUAGGCUUACAUUGUAACACUGGGAAACGCAUUUAGCCUACUGAUGGAACUCAAUUAUUCAAUGAAACUCUCAUUUAAGGGUUAUGGAAACACCAUUGUAUUAGGGACAAUGGGCAUUACUUGUUUGUAUUUUUUUAUUGUAAAGCAAUUCAAAAUAUACAAUAUAUAAUGGAGUAUACAAAGAACAGUCAGGGGAAUACAGACAAUACAUUAUAUAAAGACAGUGAUGGCAAAAGUACCCAAUUUUCAUACUUGAGUAAAAGUAAAGUUACGUUAAUAGAAAAUGACUCAAGUAAAAGUGAAUGUUACCCAGUAAAAGUCUAAAAGUAUUUGGUUUUAAAUAUACUUAAGUAUCAAAAGUAAAUGUAAUUGCUAAAAUAUACAUAAGUAUCAAAAGUAAAAGCAUAAAUUAUUUUAAAUUCCUUAUAUUAAGCAAACAAGACAUCACGAUUUUCUUGUUUUUUAUUUUAUUUACAGAUAGUCAGGGGCACACUCCAACACAUAAUUUACAAACGAAGCAGAUCAGAUGCAGUAGGGAUGACCAGGGAUUUUCUCUUGAUAAGUGUGUGAAUAAGACAAGUUUCCUGUCCUGCUAAGCACUCAAAAAGUACUUUUGGGUGUCAGGGAAAUGUAUGGAGUAAAAUGUACAUUAUUUUCUUUAGGAAUAUAGUGGAGUAAAAGUAAAAGUUGUCCAAAAUAUAAAUAGUAAAGUAAAGUACAGAUACCCUAAAAACGACUUAAGUAGUACUUUAAAGUAUUUUUACUUAAGUAAUUUACACCACUUUAUAAAGACUAAUUAAUUACAAACAUUAAACGUUUUGAUUGCUUUUUUGUUAUGAGAAAAAUAAAUCGUCUUUAUUUAUUGACCUGACAUUUUAACUGAGGGGGAAAAAAACGUUAUUUCUGUCACACUCCCACAUAGCAAGAAUUUACUUUCCCUUGCACACUUGCAAUUUAUGCACAAUUGGAAAAAGUUAACAGCAUAACUACAACAACAACAACAGGGUCAGGGACUUCUAAAUAAUAGCCAAUUGACUAUGGGCCUAAUAAUGAGAGAAAUUGCUAGGUUAUUAAGGUUAUGAAGCAUGUGAUUGCCACUAUUGAUAUCUGUUUGCACAGGUAGGCACCAAAAGGUGUAGCCACAGGGCUCUGGUUUUCACCCUGGAAUAUACACAACACGUCAUUUCCUCUCCUACUAAUCCAAUUUCCCGAUGGGAGAUUGAGAGGCCUUUUAGAAACACCGAUUGGAGAUUUUAGUUUCACACUGAAAUCGUGGAACUGUACAAUCUCUUGCAAAACCGAGAACGAAACGGGUUACCUACCGACGGCCGUAUGCGUGCACGUACGGCUCAGGAUUUGCUUCAUAAAACGUUUUCCACCCCUUCACACAGAUCUUCCAAGAACCAAGGAAUGAUAGCGAGUUCCAGAGCAAUAUCAAGGAGUUUCUGAAAGGCUGCGGUUCCUUCCGAGUGGAGGUGAGUCAUGUAACCUGCCUGCUGCUCUGUAACUUUGUUGCAAAUAUCGACAAUACAAUGCGCUCUAAACAUGACUGAAAACACUGUAUCAACAUUUCAUUUGAUCAACACAUGAGCAUUCCCCAUGGAGUGUUAGCACAGCCUAGUUGUUUUACCAGCCUACAAGUAGAAAUACUACAGUUGCAUCCGUCGCCAUUUGGAUACUAGUCUAGGCUAUCAUUUACAGUCAUUUGGUAUUUCUAACAUAGUGUAACAAUAUUCCAAAAUAAUACUAGGCUACUCAGUGUGUAAGGUUAAGGUAGAAGGAUUUGGUCAUCAUGAUUUGGCCGUUUAAAGGAGAAGUUCACUCUUUUACAACUUGAUGGUGGGUGGUUCCUCACCCUGAAAAUAAUCUAUGGCCGGGAGAAACUGGUUCAGUUUUCUUUACAAGCCAUUACAAACUUCGGCUAACAUUAGCCACCGUUAGCUAAAAAAGCAAAGGAAGUGAUGGGGUAUGUGAGCAUGUAACAAAAAAAAAGUGUCCAACUCCAUAUUUGGUUUGAUGUUACUUUAAAGGUGAUUUAGCCCAAAACAUUAUUUCUUUUUAAAUACAUGCUCACAAGUUAGCUGAAGUUUGUAAUGGCUGUGUAAAGAACUGAACCAUGGAUUAUAGUUUCUCCUGGACCAUAGACUAUUUCCAUCUAACACGAAGUUGAAAAAUAGUGAACUUCUCCUUUAAUUCAACAACUAAUUAUUAUUCUGCAUAUUGAGCUGUAAAGAGGUCAAUAUGCAGAACAAGGGAAUUUAACUGUGGGCACAUCUACUGUCAUGAGGAGCCAAGGCUGAGGGCCAUAUUUAAAUCAGUCAAUACCAUGAACCCUAUUUCAACAUUACAAAACACUUUCAAAUGAAUAAUUAUUAUAUUUCAACUGUGUGAAACCUGAGUUGUUGGAAUUCCGUUUAAAGCACAAACUUCAUCUAUUGGAAUACUGUACAUCUAUCACACCAUUUUUCUCUUUGUCAUAGAAACAAGAUUUGCCUCAAACUUCUGAGAUAUUGUGUGAUAUGGCAGGUGCCAGGUAGACAUGUAAACAAAGGUGUGAUAUGAACAGCCUCCUGAUUUCAAAUCUGUCUGGGAACUUACAGUCCACUACUCCCGAAAAUAUUAAUUUGUACACCUUGUAGUAAACUACUUACCUUACCAAGGCCUAGUCUCACCUCAACCCUGUCACUGACUGCUUCAAGACCAGGCCUUAUGAAAAGACUGUGACAGCUCUGUUGCAGUGUUCACAUGGUACCACUGAGAAUGAAGCAGUGUAUUGGCAUGCAUCCAAGUGCUAUGCUAGUGUGGAUAUUGGCCUAUGACUCAUACCCACCAGGAGUGAGAGCUGCUGGACAGUUAUAUCUCAUGGCUGCUCACUGCAGUAUUGAGGCUGGGCUGGGAAAGGCAGCAGCAAUAGUAACUAGCAUGGCCUUUAGCGCCUAACUCAGGGCUCUGGUGUCUGUCCUGUCUGUGUCUGUCUGUGUCUCUGUCUGUCUGUGGUCAGUCAUGCCUAACUGAAUCAAUCAAUACAGUUUAUACAAGAGGUGGUACUGGGGGGGAGGGGGGAAGUUGAUGAGAAUGUCAACCAACCAAUGGAUUUUCCAACGAGGUCGAUUAGGUCGGAAGGCUAAAUUCCAAAAUGACCAGACAUGGGCAUACACUGUAGUGUGAAGGACCAAUAAGAUGUCAUGGCCAUGAUUGAUUAUUGUCCCAAAACAACCCCUACCCUAUAGACAUUAAUUCAUGAUAGAUCUCUCCACUCUAGAGGCCACAUUGAGCCCAUCCACCAUAUUGCUUAAUACAUCCAUUUAGUUCUCUGUCAGAUCAGGAAGAGGUCAUGUAGAAGUGUGUGUAUAGGAUUAGGGAGUAAGGGGUAGUUAGGAAGAGGUUGGGGGGUGUUAGUUAGAGAACAUGAUGUUGGGGGGUGUUAGUUAGAGAACAUGAUGUGGCAGAGAUUAGAGAGAUGGCUCAGACUGCUGGUAAUCCCCCAGACUGGCCCUGGGUGGUUAAAGGGUAGGAUUGAGGGUGUGUGUGUGUGUGUGUGUGGUGUGUGUCCAGACUCAGGGGGCAGGGCAGGGGGGUAGACGGUGGGACUGUGUGUGUGGAUGCUUAGCCAGAGUGCUGGACCAGACUGGGUGAAAACGGCAAAGCCCUCAGAGCAGAGGCAGCAUGUAGGGAUGAGGAAACCAAUGACACCCUACUGAAUACCAUUUCAGAUACUGAAAGACUAUACUCUUCAGGGUAAGUUAGACCGGGGCUAGUUGGUCUCUGGUUGUGCAACUAGAGUUGAUGACCCCCCCCCCGCUUCUCCUUUACACAAAUUCAGACAGCUGAUGUUCUGAAAGAGCUGAAAAAUCGGGAACCCUACAAAUCAGCUGGGCUAGACAAUCUGGACCCUUUCUUUCUAAAAUUAGCCGCCGGAAUUGUCGCAACCCCUAUUUCUAGCCUGUUCAACCUCUCUUUUGUAACGUUUGAGAUCCCCAGAGAUUGGAAAGCUGCCGCGGUCAUCCCCCUCUUCAAAGGGGGAGACACUCUAGAUCCAAACUGUUACAGACCUAUAUCCAUCCUGCCCUGCCUUUCGAAAGUUUUUGAAAGCCAAGUUAACAAACAGAUCACCGACCAUUUCGAAUCCCACCGUACCUUCUCCGCUAUGCAAUCUGGUUUCCGAGCUGGUCAUGGGUGCACGUCAGCCACGCUCAAGGUCCUAAACGAUAUUAUAACUGCGAUCGAUUAAAAGACAGUACUGCGCAGCCGUCUUCAUCGACCUGGCCAAGGCUUUCGACUCUGUCAACCACCGCAUUCUUAUUGGCAGACUAAAUAGCCUUGGUUUCUCAAAUGACUGCCUCACCUGGUUCACCAACUACUUCUCAGAUAUACUUCAAUGUGUCAAAUCGGAGGGCCUGUUGUCUGGACCUCUGGCAGUCUAUGGGGAUGGGAGAACAGGGUUCAAUUCUCGGGCCGACUCUAUUCUCUGUGUAUAUCAAUGAUGUCGCUCUUGCUGCUCGUGACGCUCGGAUCCACCUCUAUGCGGACGACACCAUUUUGUAUACAUCUGGCCCUUCAUUGGACACUGUGUUAACAAACCUCCAAACGAGCUUCAACGCCAUACAACACUCCUUCCGUAGCCUCCAACUGCUCUUAAACACUAGUAAAACUAAAUGCAUGCUCUUCAACCGAACGCUGCUUGCACCCGCCCACCCGACUAGAAUCACUACUCUCGGCGGGUCUGACCUAGAGUAUGUGGACAACUACAAAUAGACUGUAAACUCUCCUUCCAGACUCACAUUAAGCAUCUCCAAUCAAAAGUUAGAUCUAGAAUUGGCUUCCUAUUUCGCAACAAUGCCUCCUUCACUCAUGCUGCUAAACAUGCCCUCGUAAAACUGACUAUCCUACCGAUCCUUGACUUCGGCGAUGUCAUUUACAAAAUAGCCUCCAACACUCUACUCAGCAAAUUGGAUGUAGUCUAUCACAGUGCCAUCCAUUUUGUCACCAAAGCCCCAUAUACUACCCACCAUUGUGACCUGUACGCUCUUGUUGGCUGGCCCUCACUACAUAUUCCUUGCCAAACCCACUGGCUCCAGGUCAUCUAUAAAUCACUGCUAGGCAAAUCCCCGUCUUAUCUUAGCUCACUGGUCACCAUAGCAACACCCACCCGUAGUCUGCGCUCCAGCAGGUAUAUCUCACUGGUCAUCCCCAAAGCCAACACCUCCUUUGGCCGCCAUUCCUUCCAGUUCUCUGCUGCCAAUGACUGGAACGAACUGCACAAAUCUCUGAAGCUGGAGACUCUUAUCUCCCUCACUAACUUUAAGCAUCAGUUGUCAGAGCAGCUUACCGAUCACUGCACCUGCACACAGCCAUUCUGAAAUUAGCCCAUCCAACUACCUCAUCCCCAUAUUGUUAUUUAUUUUGCUCAUUUGCACCCCAGUAUCUCUAUUUGCACAUCAUCUUUUGCACAUCAUUCAUUCCACUGUUAAUACGAAAUUGUAACUAUUUUGCACUAUGGCCUAUUUAUUGCCUUACCUCCAUAAUUUACUACAUUCGCACACACUGUAUAUAUAUUUUCUGUUGUAUUUUUGACUUUAUGUUUUGUUUACCCCAUAUGUAACUCUGUGUUGUUGUUUUUAUCGCACUGCUUUGCUUUAUCUUGGCCAGGUCGCAGUUGUAAAUGAGAACUUGUUCUCAACUGGCUUACCUGGUUAAAUAAAGGUGAAAAAAAUAAAAAAUAUAAAAUGAAAUCCUGUGUUUGUACUCCAGUGUUAGGUAAUUAUCUGAUAAAUACAGUCACACCAUAUCCUACCAGGCCAGGGUACUCAUAGCGUUUCAUUUUGGUUGUGUUUGUCUAAUGGUAAUUUAAUGAACUCUGACAAUAACAUAUAGUUUAAAGAGACACCGCAGGCCAAAUGAGACGUAAAACUUGGAGGAACACAAUGAAUAGGGUCAGAUGUGUGCUGCCAGACUUAGGUGUUUGCACUCCUGUACUAAAGGUCAAAGUUCAAAUAAUAAACGCCCAACAUUGCAGGUAGCAAUUAUUUUGAGAAUAAUACAGCAUGAAGUGUCAUGAGUGUAUUAGUGGUUUGUCCCCACUUAGACAGAGGGAGCAUUUCAACAUGACAGUCACAUUCCUGACCUGUCUGGACUGAGAACAAAGAGGGUGUAGGGAGAGAGCAGGAUGUUCCUAGCCCUGGGGCUUCCUUCCUGUUGUUGUCUGUGGUACUAUGCACUGCGCUGUCGAAAUCCCAGCGUCUGUACAACGUCUCAGUGAUGCUUGGGUAGAUUAUGGCUGAGUUCUGCUGCCUGUGUCUAUCAGUAGCUGUUUUAACUCUGUGAUGUUCUCCAGGCCUCAGACCUAGGCCUCCUUACUGUGAGAAAUAUCUUUACAGGUCACUACAGUAUGGGAACACAGCUAUGUCUGGAAGUUAAUGUGUCAGGUUAUUAUCACUAGAACCAGAUGAAAUAUGCACAUGAGGUCUUUUGACAAGACCUUUACGCCGUUGCAAUGUUAUGAAACAGUGUUUGGUUUGAUUUCAAUCAGUUACACAGAUGUGUGUUUUUUUUCAACAAGUAUCUCUCCUCUCCCUCCUCUUCUCAGCCAUUUGAGGUCAAUGACCUUCUCCAGGGACUGAACUUCACCAAGGUGCUCAACUCUCUGGUGGCACUGGCCAAAGCCACCGAGGGUAAGUGGACUAAAACAGAAGCGGGUCUGUGGUGAUUCAUGGAAGGUUUCCUGUUUUCUAUGCAAAUUCAUACCUGUGAAGUCCCACAUGUAACCUCUAGUCUAGAUAUCAGAGAGGGUGUUGUGUGUCAUUAGGCCUGUGUUUCUGUGUAGAAUGAUGGCUGCAUGUUGCAGCAUGUUGAGUUGUGUUCUUGACUCACAUUAAUGUGUGUAACCGAAAGUAGCAGGCGUAAAAUAAACAGCCUGGAACUAGAUCCCCCAUAUUCUGGUCUUGAUGAGAAUUUAAAAAAGCUGUUGGCGGUGGUUCUCGUCUGCGCUGUUCAACCAAUCCAGUAAAUGUGGAGGAGGAGUUAAGAUGGAGUGUCGCCAUGUUAACGUCUGAAAGCGGAAUUCACGUCACAGGCUCUCUUCUAUUUCCCAUGAAAACCGGAACAUACGGUUGUUGACGACCCCGCUGAGGCUAAUGUGUGUGUGUGUUUAUGUCUGUACUCAUACCUCUCUCUCCUCCACAGACAAAGUGGCGACUCUGUGGUCCUAUUAACCUUCUCCUCCACGAGGGCAGUGACUCUGUGUGUGUCUCUGUCUAUGUACUCAUACCUCUCUCUCCUCCACAGACAUAGGAGUGGGCAGUGACUCUGUGUGUGUCUCUGUCUAUGUACUCAUACCUCUCUCUCUCCUCCACAGACAUAGGAGUGGGUCAGUGACUCUGUGUGUGUCUCCGUCUAUGUACUCAUACCUCUCUCUCUCCUCCACAGACAUAGGAGUGGGCAGUGACUCUGUGUGUCUCUGUCUAUGUACUCAUACCUCUCUCUCUCCUCCACAGACAUAGGAGUGGGCAGUGACUCUGUGUGUGUCUCUGUCUAUGUACUCAUACCUCUCUCUCCUCCACAGACAUAGGAGUGGGCAGUGACUCUGUGUGUGUCUCUGUCUAUGUACUCAUACCUCUCUCUCUCCUCCACAGACAUAGGAGUGGGCAGUGACUCUGUGUGUGCGCGUCACUCGUCCUCGUUACGGAUCAAGUCGUUUGACUCUCUGAACACUCAGUCUCCCCGCGGACGCUCCUCCAAACUCCUCCACAACCAGUACCGCAGCCUGGUGAGUCACACAACUACAUAGAACCCAACAGAACCAGAGAACCCAACAGAACCAGAAGGAACCAUUUUGCCCUUGAGGUGGUUCUCACCUGCAGCUUGGGGUUGUUUUUGGUCCAUCCUCACUUCCUCCCAUUUCUCUCUUCUCUCAUGCUCCUUUGCUCUUUCCCUCCCUCCGUCUCCCUCUUUCCUCUCCACUAGGACAUGUCCGAGAGCGGUGGGCAGCGGGUACUGGUGAAGGCCAAGUUCACCUUCCAGCAGACCAAUGAGGAUGAGCUGUCCUUCAACAAGGGUGACAUCAUCAGUGUGUCGCGCCAGGAAGAUGGCGGCUGGUGGGAGGGCUCGUUCAACGGCAACAAGGGCUGGUUCCCUAGCAACUACGUCAAGGAGGUCAAAGGCAGCGGUGGGGGUCAGUGAUUGGGCGGCUUUGAUUUAAUAUUAAGUAGGGAUCAUAGUUUGUAUUGGCGAGUAUAAACAUUAGGCAUAUGCAUCUCUAUAACAACUUUAUAAUCAUCUAUAACAGCUCUAUUACAACUGUAUAUUACCCAGAAUAAUAUAUCCUGUGUUGAAGAUGAUAUCUGAUAGUGGCGCCCCCUAUAGCUGACUGUACCACUGAAUCAUGCAGCUAAACCAGUCUGAGAUUUACACCACGUAUUUAAUGUGGGUCUCAAGGGAAUAUCUGCUGUUUUUAAUGGCUAUACAUCAAAAACACAUUUCAGGCAGUCAGCAUUUCCCCCGGCUGCUAGAGCUGUAAUGUGUAAUCCAUUCUUUUUUUAUUUUACCAGGUAAGUUGACUGAGAACACAUUCGCAUUUACAGCAAAGACCUGGGGAAUAGUUACAGAGGAGAGUUGAAUGAGCCAAUUGGAAGCUGGGGAUGAUUAGGUGGCCAUGAUGGUAUGAGGGCCAGAUUGAGAAUUUAGCCAGGAAACCGGGGUUAACACCCCUACUCUUACGAUAAGUGCCAUGGGAUCUUUAGUGGACCACAGAGAGUCAGGACACCCUUUUAACGUCUCAUCCGAAAGACGGCACCCUACACAGGGCGUUGUACCCAAUCACUGCCCUGGGGCAUUGGGCUAUCUCUUUUUAGACCUGAGGAAAGAGUGCUUCCUACUGGCUGUCCAGCACCACUUCCAGCAGCAUCUGGUCUCCCAUUCAGUGACUGACCAGGACCAACCCUUCUUAGUGUCUGAGGCAAGCCAGCAGUGGGAUACAGGGUGGUAUGCUGCUGGCCAAUGAGGAUGAUCAUGAAGAGAAUGAUUUAAAGCUGCAAUAUUUAACUUUUUGGGCGACCAGACCAAAUUCACAUAGAAAUGUGUUCUCACUGAAAGCAAGUCUAACAAGUGGGAGAUCUGUUCUAUGUGUGCUAUUUCUAUGCUACUUGUUCUUAAGUUUAGUUUUUGCGUCUUCUACUUUAGUUUUUGUACACCAGCUUCAAAGAGCUGAAAAUACAAUAUUUUGUAGUUUAGAUGGUACAAUGAUUCUCUACACUGUACUGGCUUGUUUUGUCACAAACUGAAAUUAGGAGAAAUAUUAGAAUUUUAGCAACCAGGAAAUAGCGGCGCAAUUUUGCAUAGUGCACCUUUUUAAAAGAGGAAUUACAGAGUGAAGGAACAUGUUGCCAAUAGUAAACUCACCAGGAUAUGGCUCUACACCUGCUUAUUCAAUGGACCGCAAUGUGCAAAGCAUUACAGAUAGAAAUAGAAUGUAUAGAAGGUGAUGCAGAUUAGAGCUCUGUUUGUUCUCUACACUACUUUUCUAUCUGCAACACUUUAAGUGUUCUAUCAGAUCAUAUACAGAAAUGUCCAGUAGAUGUAUAAACUGUCUAUUUGUGCACGGUGAUUGUGCACUUUUAAUGUAGCUAUUGUGCACUGUAACUGAAAGGAAGGAAACUGCAUGGUCAAACAAAGACAGGACGCUCCUUAGCUUAGCCUGUGGAUGGGACUUCCCCAAACACACCAAACAGCUCACAGUGCUACCCUCUGUUGGUUUACUACCUACUUACACAUUAUGAACUAUGUAUCACACUGCCAUAGCUUGGAAUCAAAGUGCCAUUUCUCUAUAAGCUCACAGUGGUAACCCACCCCCUUUCUGUAUCCAAUCAGUCACAAAUGAACAUGCCCUCUGUCUCUGGCUGCAGAGAGAGAGAGAGAGGGAGAGCUACAGCUUUUUUCUUUGCUGUGUGUCAUGUUCACUCUCCAUUCAGUAUUCUAUCUCUGCCCCAAGGGUUAACUACUAAAACACAGCAACAUGAAUGUGUCCCCAUUUCUCUGUAGUGCAUAGAAAGCCUCUGGUCUGGUCGUUAGCUAAAUGAAGCCAGCAUCUUUCCCUGGACCCUGCCGGAUAACAUUGCUAUAAACUCUGUUACAAAAUGAAUGACUUCAUGUUUCAGGGCUCGUCUGGCCUACUUCUACUGUCCCCUGCUUCUCCUCCUCUUUCUCUUCUAAUCUCUCUCUCCUUUCUUCUCCUCUCUCUACCACACAGACAAACCAGUGUCUCCUAAGUCUGGCACCCUCCAAAACCCUGGGAAAGGCUUCGACACACCAGCCGUCAGCAAGACCUACUAUAACCUGGUGAGAAGCUACACGACCUAUUGUCACUGAGAUCUGAAAUGCCAGGAGGGUGUUUAGACCUUAGGCUUUUGCCAGCCGUGUGUGUGUGUUGUAAUGUAGGUUGUUUCUUCCGUCUGACUGGCUGCUGUGCCAGCUGUGCCUCAGGGCCCUGUGACUGGCUGCUCUGUUUCUGUCUAGUGGUAGCACUCUGUCACUAUGCUGUGUGUGUAUCUGGGUCAGUGAUAGUUCACAGGGACUGUGUGUCCUGCUGCCGUGACGGUGAUAGGAGCACAUUGCAAAGCAUCCUGGGAGGCGCACUGUUUGUUUUGGUGCUGAGAGAAGAGAAGCCCAGGGAGGGAGAUAUCAACUAUUCAGGACAAGACACAGAAACUGUCAGGAGAGUAGAUUAGAGUAGAUCAGAGUAGAGGAGAGGAGAUCAGAGGAGAGGAGAGUAGAUCAGAGGAGAGGAGAGUAGAUCAGAGGAGAGGAGAGUAGAUCAGAGGAGAGGAGAGUAGAUCAGAGGAGAGGAGAGUAGAUCAGAGGAGAGGAGAGUAGAUCAGAGGAGAGGAGAGUAGAUCAGAGGAGAGGAGAGGCGAUCAGAGGAGAGGAGAGGCGAUCAGAGGAGAGGAGAGGCGAUCAGAGGAGAGGCGAUCAGAGGAGAGGCGAUCAGAGGAGAGGCGAUCAGAGGAGAGGCGAUCAGAGGAGAGGAGAUCAGAGGAGAGGGGAUCAGAGUAGAUCUGAGGAGAGGAGAGGAGAGUAGAUCAGAGGAGAGGAGAUCAGAGGAGAGGAGAUCAGAGGAGAGGAGAUCAGAGGAGAGGAGAUCUGAGGAGAGGAGAGUAUCUGUAUUGUCCCAAUGGACAAGAAUACAUUAAGAUCCACAUGGAGCAAUCUCAUACAAAUCAAUACAUUAUGAUAUGGGGAAAGAAGUCAAUAGUUCAGUACUAGUCUUUAUGAAGUGCUUCAAAGUAACCUCAUCACAGUGUUAGGUUAUCCUGUGUUACAAGAUCCAAAUGAGUCGAGAGUUGAAAUAUGAGCCCUGACAACAUCAGGAGAUAAUAACUACCUGUCUGUCUGCCAUUUAGUGGAUGCUAGAAGAGUUAAAGCCAACUUAAACCCUCCACCCUCUCCAUCUCUGCAUCCUGCCUAAAGCCUACUCUGAACCUAGCCAGUAAUGACAUGGACUAAAUAGGUCAGUAUUUGAUGAGAAAAGGAUAGCACAGUUUAUUUCUGUCCUCUGGUUUCUCCCUCUAAUUGUCUCCUCAUAUGAAACUUAAAAAGACAACAGAAAAUAAAGUACUUCAAAAAAUGACGUAAAGAAGACCGGAUUCAGGAAGCAGAAUGGAAGGACUCCCUGGCCCCAUUCUGUCAGCGAGGGGGAGGUUAGGAGGAGAGAGGGUGGGUUUCCUCAGUGGGUGUGUGUGAGUUCAGUAUCUGUCUGGCUGUCUGUCCGCCUGCCUGUCUGUGUCCAUCCGUCAACAUCCUCUCCUAACCCCCCUGUUCCGUCUCUCUCCAUCCAGGUGCUCCAGAACAUUCUAGAGACCGAGACCGAGUAUUCCAAGGAGCUCCAAAGCCUUCUGGCCUCUUACCUGCACUCACUGCAACCUACAGACAAGUGAGUGUGUUUGUGUUCACAUGACUGUGAGUGUGUCUGGUGUGUGUAUUUGUCAGGGGGGUUGUGUGUGUGUGUGUGUGGGGGACACACGUGUGAGUGUCUGAUUUGAACAUACUAUGAACCUUACUGGACCCCCCCCCUCUUUUAGUCAACCAUAUCGCUCCACCUUUCCCCACCCCGUCUCCCUCUGUGUCCAGGUUGAGCAGUGCAGACAUCAGUCACAUCCUGGGGAAUCUGGAGGACAUCUCUACCUUCCAGCUGAUGUUGGUUCAGUCAUACGAGGAAUGUACCAAGUGAGUCCCCGAACCCACACACACACACACACACACACACACACACCAUAUGAUCCGUCCAGCAUUGACCAAAUGUAUCUCAUCAGUACAUGGAUGUACCAAAUGAGUGCCCAUAAUCUUCAUGCAAGUUGAAAAUAUGAAUCAACUCUGAAAUAGACUCUGUCCUGUCUGACAAUAGGAUCUAAAGGCACACCUUAAAACACACUGUGUGGGAGGGUGCACUGUUCCUCACAUAGUACAUCAACAUGCCGUUUAUACAGGUCACACUGACACAUACUGGCCGUUUUCGGUAGUGCUGUGGUGGUGAGCACAAUCUAACAAAGUGAAUGCAAUCCUCCCUGUGUGUGUGUGUGUGUGCAGGCUUCCAGAGAGCCAGCAGAGAGUAGGGGGCUUCUUCCUCAACCUGCUGCCCCAGAUGAAGGGUCUCUAUGUGGCCUACUGCUCCAACCACCCCUCGGCUGUCAACGUCCUCACAGAACACAGGUAACAGUGUGUGUACGUCAGCUGGGGGAGGUUAGUAUGUUACUGUGUGGAGCUGGGGGAGUUUAGUAUGUUACUGUGUGUUUCAGUGAGGAGCUGGGGGAGGUUAGUAUGUUACUGUGUGUUUCAGUGAGGAGCUGGGGGAGUUUAGUAUGUUACUGUGUGUUUCAGUGAGGAGCUGGGGGAGGUUAGUAUGUUACUGUGUGUUUCAGUGAGGAGCUGGGGGAGGUUAGUAUGUUACUGUGUGUUUCAGUGAGGAACUGGGGGAGGUUAGUAUGUUACUGUGUGUUUCAGUGAGGAGCUGGGGGAGUUUAGUAUGUUACUGUGUGUUUCAGUGAGGAGCUGGGGGAGGUUAGUAUGUUACUGUGUGUUUCAGUGAGGAGCUGGGGGAGGUUAGUAUGUUACUGUGUGUUUCAGUGAGGAGCUGGGGGAGGUUAGUAUGUUACUGUGUGUUUCAGUGAGGAGCUGGGGGAGGUUAGUAUGUUACUGUGUGUUUCAGUGAGGAGCUGGGGGAGGUUAGUAUGUUACUGUGUGUUUCAGUGAGGAGCUGGGGGAGGUUAGUAUGUUACUGUGUGUUUCAGUGAGGAGCUGGGGGAGUUGAGUAUGUUACUGUGUGUUUCAGUGAGGAGCUGGGGGAGGUUAGUAUGUUACUGUGUGUUUCAGUGAGGAGCUGGGGGAGUUUAUGGAGGGGAAGGGAGCCAGUAGUCCAGGUAUCCUGACCCUCACCACCAGCCUCAGUAAACCCUUCAUGAGGCUGGACAAAUACCCCACACUACUGAAGGAACUGGAGAGACACAUGGAGGUGAGAGGGAGACGGUCUGUGUUUAUAUAUAUAUAUAUAUAUAUAUAUAUAUAUAUAUAUAUAUAUAUAUAUAUAUAUAUAUAUAUAUAUAUAUAUAUAUAUAUAUAUAUAUAUAUAGUACCAGUCAAACGUUUGGACACACCUACUCAUUCCAGGGUUUUUCUUAAUUUUUAUUAUUUUCUACUACAUUGCAGAAUAAUAGUUAAGACAUCAAAACUAUGAAAUAACACAUAUGGAAUCAUGUGGUAAACACAAAAGUGUUAAAUCAAAAUAUAUUUAAUAUUUUAGUUUCUUCAAAGUAGCCUCCCUUUGCCUUGAUGACGGCUUUGCACACUCUUGGCAUUCUCUCAAGCAGCUUCAUGAGGAAGUCACCUGGAAUCCAUUUCAAUUAACAGGUGUGCCUUGUUAAAAGUUGUGGAAUUUCUUUCCUUAAUGCGUUUGAGCCAAUCAGUUGUGUUGUGACAAGGUAGGCUUGGUAUACAGAAGAUAGCCCUAUUUGGUAAAAGACCAAGUCCAUAUUAUGGCAAGAACAGCUCAAAUAAGCAAAGAGAAACAACAGUCCAUCAUUACUUUAAGACAUGAAGGUAAGUAAAUCUGGAAAAUGUCAAGGACUUUGAAAGCUUCUUCGAGUGCAGUUGCAAAAACCAUCAAGCGCUAUGAUGAAACUGGCUCUCAUGAGGACCGCUACAGGAAAGGAAGACCCAGAGUUACCUCUGCUGCAGAGGAUAAGUUCAUUAGAGUUACCAGCCUCAGAAAUCGACAAUUAACUGCACCUCAGAUUGCAGCCCAAAUAAAUGCUUCACAAAGUUCAAAUAACAGACACAUCUCAACAUCAACUGUUCAGAGGAGACUUCGUGAAUCAGGCCUUCAUGGUCGAAUUGCUGCAAAGAAACCACUACUAAAGGACACCAAUAAGAAGAAGAGACUUGCUUCGGCCAAGAAACACGAGUAAUGGACAUUAGACCUGUGGAAAUCUGUCCUUUGAUCUGAUGAGUCCAAAUUUGAGGUUUUUGGUUCCAACCGCCGUGUCUUUGUGAGACGCAGAGUAGGUGAAAUGAUGAUCUCCGCAUGUGUGGUUCCCACCGUGAAGCAUGUAGGAGGAGGUGUGAUGGUGUGGGGGUGCUUUGCUGGUGACACUGUCUGUGAUUUAUUUAGAAUUCAAGGCACACUUAACCAGCAUGGCUACCACAGCAUUAUGCAGCAAUACGCCAUCCCAUCUGGUUUGAGCUUAGUGGGACUAUCAUUUGUUUUUCAACAGGACAAUGACCCAAAACACACCUCCAGGCUGUGUAAGGGCUAUUUGACCAAGAAGGAGAGUGAUGGAGUUCUGCAUCAGAUGACCUGGCCUCCACAAUCACCUGACCUCAACCCAAUUGAGAUUUGGGAUGAGUUGGACCGCAAAGUGAAGGAAAAGCAGCCAACAAGUGCCCAACAUAUGUGGGAACUCCUUCAAGACUGUUGGAAAAGCAUUCCAGGUGACUACCUCAUGAAGCUGGUUGAGAGAAUGCCAAGAGUGUGUAAAGCUGUCAUCAAGGCAAAGGGUGGCUACUUUGAAGAAUCUAAAAUAUUAAAUAUAUUUUGAUUUGUUUAACACUUUUUUGUUUACCACAUGAUUCCAUAUGUGUUAUUUCAUAGUUUUGAUGUCUUCACUAUUAUUCUGCAAUGUAAAAAAUUGUAAAAAUGUAAAACCCUUGAAUGAGUAGGUGUGUCCAAACUUUUGACUGGUCAUGUAUAUAAAAACAAAUUGUGGGUAGAUUAGCUUUAAUAUUGCAGAUUGUGGCUUCUAUCAAUGUAAUUGUCUGCAUCAUUUCCAAUCCCCCAUAUAUUUUUUGGGUAUAUAUAUAUAUAUAUAUAUAUAUAUAGAUAUCUUCCAUUAUUUUCCCCUAACCCUACCACCCCUCCUCUAAUUGGAGUAAACUAAUGGACAUCAACACUUAUGCUUCUACUUCCAGCUUAUACAUACUAUAUACAUUUUACAGACACAGUAUAUUUUACAAUAGCUAUCUUUUGUUUGUUAUUAGUCCCAUCGCUCUGUGUUUCUGUCUGUGUAGUAUGAAUAAAGGUCAUUUGCCUGUGAAUGGUUGUUUUUUGUUGUGUAGGUGUAUUGACUGUGUUAAACCUGUGAUCUUCUGAUGAAUCAAACAUCCCUCUUUUCUGUACCAGGAGCAUCAUCCUGAUCGACCAGACAUCCAAAAGUGUAUGACCACCUUCAAAAGCCUCUCUGUAAGUCGGACAUGAGUAGGCCGUAUACCGUCCCUGUCUCGGUUUAAUGACUUGUGUAGUGUUAAAUUGACAUGUCUCUGUCUCUUGGUGAUGAUGUAUAUGGAAUCCAGUGUUGUUAAGGGUUAAAUUGACAUGUUAAAUAGUCUUGUUGAUGUAUGUAUGUAUGCAGGCAGUGCAGUGUUGCUAAUCCUGGGCUGAGGGAAAAGCUUUAGCCUGGCUCUGAGCUCCACGGCUUGGCUCUGCUGUUCUGUGGCUUGGUGCCCUGGCUAGGGCUUCUAUGCAGCCUGGAUCUUCCUGGCUUGUGUGUGUGUACAUUUGUCUGUUUUUCUCUCUCUGUCUCGCUCUCUCUCACAUGGGCUGGGAUUCAAUACUUUCAAACAACUUCCUUUUAUUUAUUUGUGUGUGUCUCCAUGGCUCCAGGCUCAGUGUCAGGAGGUGAGGAAACGGAAGGAGCUGGAGCUUCAGAUUCUAUCUGAGACUAUCAGACGCUGGGAGGGAGAUGACAUCAGAACCCUGGGCCCUGUUCUCUACAUGUCACACACACUCUGCCACACACACGGAUCAGAGGUAAGACACACACACAGAUCAGAGGUAAGACACAAACACUCUGCCACACACACGGAUCAGAGGUAAGACACACACACACACACACACGGAUCAGAGGUAAGACACAAACACUCUGCCACACACACGGAUCAGAGGUAAGACACACACACACACACACACGGAUCAGAGGUAAGACACAAACACUCUGCCACACACACAGAUCAGAGGUAAGACACACACACACACGGAUCAGAGGUAAGACACAAACACUCUGCCACACACACAGAUCAGAGGUAAGACACAAACACGGAUCAGAGCUAAGACACACACACACAUCUAAAAUCUACACCCAUGAACGUCUUAACAGUGUGUGUGUGUGUUUGUGUGUGUGUUCUUUAGGAGAAGAAUGAACGCUACCUCCUGCUGUUUCCAAAUGUUCUCCUAAUGCUGUCUGCCAGCUCCAGAAUGAGUGGAUUCAUCUACCAGGUCAGUAUCUCUCUAUCUAUCCCGUUAUCUCUCUCUCUCCAUCUAUCCCUUUAUCUCUCUCUUUCUCUCUCUCUCCAUCUAUCACUUUCUCUCUCUCUCCAUCUAUCCCUUUAUCUCUCUAUCUCUCUGUCCUUUGUUAGUAUGUAGGGCCCUGUAAAAUCAGCUUUGUGGAGAACAUGACGGAAUCCUGGAAUCCAGACAUUCAAACGGAAUUAAACAAUAUUCAAAAAUGUAUUAAACUUAGUAGGAAAUCAACUAAAUGUAUUGAACUUAUUAGAAAAGUCAUUAAUUUGCCCAAGAUUAUCAUAAGACAUGAACAAAAUGCAUCAGUGAUUUGUAUUUUCCUUCAACUCUCUGAAGAGACAACUGCACAGGAAUGCCCGUCUGUGUGUGCAUGUUUGUCUACCACUUAUUGUAGCCGUUAGCGAUUAUGCUAAUGUGUUGCCAACUGUCUUCUGGUGGAUGGUAAGGCUUUCCCUAAAACCUUUUCAAUUAAAUGUUAAAGCUGCAAUAUGUAACUUGUUGGGCGACCCGACUAAAUUCACAUAGAAAUGUGACUAACAGAUCUGUAAUUCUCAUUGAAAACAAUUCUAAGAAGCAGUAGAUCUGUUCUAUGUGCGCUAUUUCUAUUCUUCCCGUUCUUAAGUUUCGUUUUUGCAUCUUUUACUUUCGGUUUUGUACACCAGCUUCAAACAGCUGAAAAUACAAUAUUUUUGGUUAUUGAAAAUAUAUUUCACAGCUGUUUUUAAAUGAUAUAAGGAAGGCCCAAAAAAUGGUCAAAGACUCCAGUCAACAAAGUCAUAGACUGUUCUCUCUAAUACCGCACGGCAAGCGGUACCGGAGUGCUAAGUCUAGGUCCAAAAGGCUCCUUAACAGCUUCUACCCCAAGCCAUAAGACUGCUGAACAAUUAUUAAAAUGGCCACCCGGACUAUUUGCAUUGACCCCCCCCCCCCCCCACCCCCAAAUAAAUGCUUCACAGAGUUCAAAUAACAGACACAUCUCAACAUCAACUGUUCAGAGGAGACUUCGUGAAUCAGGCCUUCAUGGUCGAAUUGCUGCAAAGAAACCACUACUAAAGGACACCAAUAAGAAGAAGAGACUUGCUUGGGCCAAGAAACACGAGUAAUGGACAUUAGACCAGUGGAAAUCUUUGAUCUGAUGAGUCCAAAUUUGAGGUUUUUGGUUCCAACCGCCAUGUCUUUGUGAGACGCAGAGUAAGUGAAAUGAUGAUCUCCGCAAUUGUGGUUCCCACCGUGAAGCAUGGAGGAGGAGGUGUGGGGGUGCUUUGCAAACUUUGAGUGGUACAGAAACAUCCUAACCAAACAACGGUCUCUGGCUAGUGAGCAGUUAAAUUAAUGGGUAAUUACACCCAAAAAUCUAAAUUUCUUAGAUUUUUCCCAGACCUCAAAAGUGGUCUCCUGAUGUGGUUUAAGCAUUGUUAUGGACUUAGAACAUCAAAUGUUGUUAUUUUUUCUAUUUAAAAAAAGUGUGAUUUUGAGAGUGAAAAAACGGGGAAGAAAUGGAAUGAGGUCCAAAAAUCGAACUGAUUUUAUAGUGCCCUAAAUAUGUAAACACUAAAGGUUUCUGUAAUUCUUAUUUGUCGUUGAUUUGUUUUAAAGGGUAAGCUGCCAUUGACAGGAAUGCUAAUCUCAAGGAUAGAAGAUUGUGAGAUGGUCAAAAACGCUUUUGAAAUAUCAGGUACGUUUACAGUUUACGUUUAUUGGUUGAGUUUAAACAGCUCAAAUUAAGGGUAAUGUCUGUGUAAUUACAUGUGUGUUUGUGUGUGGAUGUGUUUAACUAUACUUGUGGGGACCCGAAGUCCCCACAAGAAUAGUAAACAAACAAAAUGUGACCAACAUUUUUAGUCCCCACAAGGAAAAAGGCUAUUUCUAGGGGGUUAGGGGUUAAAGGUUAGGAGUUGGGGUUAAGGUUAGGGGUUAGGCAAAAUAGGAUUUUGAAUGGGAAUCAAUUGUGUCCCUACAAGGUUAGUUAAACAAGACUAUUUGUGUGUGUGUUACAGGCAGUACGUGUGAGCGGAUGCAGGUGGUGUGUAACAACCAGCAGGAUCUGCAGGAGUGGGUGGAGCAUCUGUCGAGACACACCCAGAUCAGAAACACCCCCUCCAUGAUCAUGACCACAGCCACCGCCAAGCCCCAGUCUGUCCCGUGCCACACGGUAACACCCCCAACCUCGCCAGUCUGACUGUCAGCUAAAUGGAUAGUUAUCAAAGUUUGUCUGACAUUUUUAUUGUGUAGAUCCAGGUACUGUACAUGCAUUAGGAUAUCUGUAGGUUUAAAUCCCAAAUGAAUGGGAAAGAUAAUGCUGCGUUCAUAACAUCUCGUAAAUUCGUAAAUGCGACCAUACCACUGGGAAAGAUCCAUUUGAACGCUCCUCCAACUGGUAAUUACCAGUGGGGAAACUCAUCUAUCAUCACUGACUUCUCCCACAUGCUGAACUCUGAUGUCACAUACUAAGGAACAGCAUUUUCGGCAGUUAAAUGCAACAAUAAAACAUUAUUUAUAAAAAGCAAUCUAUUAAUAUAGUUUUUGAACACUAUAAUGUUUUGACAAGCUAGCUAGCUGUACUUUUAGUUUGUUUGAAGCAGCUUGUUUGCACCAUCUAAUUCCAAGAGAUGCUACUUUAUAUAAUUUAUGAUAUACUCUCUCUUUGUUGUACCUGUAUCUCUUCUCUUUCCUCCUCUCUUCUCCCUCUCCCCCAGCUCCCGUCCCAUCCCCUGACCCCCUCCAGACACUCAGAGAGUAGGGUUGUAUCUGGGGGCCCUGCCUACCACACCCUACCCCACCCCUCCUCCCACGGGGCCCCUCACACCUCCCCCAUAUGGGGACCCCUAGAGCCCCCCAGCACCCCCAAACCCUGGAGCCUCAGCUGCCUCCGCCCCGCGCCCCCACUCAAGCCCUCGGCAGCACUCUGCUAUAAAGAGGUAUGGUCCUGGGCCUUUGGUCUAAGAGGGAAUAGGUUCCAAGCAGUAAUAGCCAGCACAGUUUCCAGAGAUGAUUUUCCACUAGGGUUCCUAAGAGAGCCUCUCUCUUCCUCUCUUUUCCCCCUCCUCUCUCUAGGAUCUGAGUAAAAGUCCUAAGAGUAUGAAGAAGCUGCUGCCUAAGCGUAAGCCUGAGAGGAAACCUUCAGAAGAGGACUUUGCUACCAGGAAGAGUACUGCAGCUCUGGAGGAGGAUGCCCAGAUCCUGAAGGUGAUCGAGGCCUACUGCACCAGCGCCAAAACACGACAGACACUCAACUCAAGUAAGACUACACCGCAAACACACAACCUGUCAGAGCCUCAGGACUUCAACCAAUACCAGCUAGUCUUUGGUGUCAUUUGACUUCUCCUCCGAAGCCUGUCUUUCAUUUCUGUACUAACAUGAACCAUGUCCAGAUUAGUUAUAAGACUUCACUGGUUCUGGAUAAAUGCUCUUUAGAGUAUAGCUCUUUAGAUGUUCUAUUCACUGUGACAGUGGCUAGUCUAAUGCUAUUCAUAGUUCAGUGUUUCUCCUCUCUCUUUAACUGUGUUCUCUCCUGUUUCUUUUCUUUGCAUUCUGUUAUUCUCUGUUACUCCUCCUAUUGGUUUGUCUAUUUUGUUUCCUCUAUAUUCCCCCCCUUUUUUUAAACAAAUAUAAUCAUCCAUAACCCCACACAUCCCAUUCCUCCUCGUUUUAAAUACACCUGUAUAUUAUUUAUCCUAUUAUUAUGGAUCCCUCUCUCCACAAACCUCCUAAACCAUUAUUUAUAAUUCCUCCCCACAUCGCUUUAUUAUGGUUUGAUCCACUCCCCCCUCCUCGUUCCAUAUGGUUUGAUCCAUACCCCCCUCCUCGUUCUGUAUGAUUUGAUCCACUCCCCCUUCCUCGUGCCGUAUGGUUUGAUCCACACCCCCCUCCUCGUUCCGUAUGGUUUGAUACACUCCCCCUUCCUCGUUCCGUAUGGUUUGAUCCACACCCCCCUCCUCGUUCCGUAUGGUUUGAUCCACUCCCCCUUUCUCGUUCCGUAUGGUUUGAUCCACUCCCCCUUCCUCGUUCCGUAUGAUUUGUCCCGUCCCUCAGCGUGGCAGGGUACUGAUUUGAUGCAUAACCACGUGCUGGCCGAGCCAGUUGACCGAUCCAGUGUGGACGCUAUUGGUUGCCGUAGCAGCCUGUCCAGAGGGACCGAGCCCUGGUCUGACCUAUCAGAGGACUCGGAUUAUGACAGUAUUUGGACCGCCAGUAGUUGCAGGACCGCCUCCGUUUCUCGUAAGAGCUACUGUCGCUCCUCCCAUAUAUCCCACUCCCUGCACUCCUUUUUAAUAUUUUUCUUUAUUUAGAAAGACAAAUAUGAGUUUCUUUCCUCAUAGUUUGUUUUGGAAUCUCAUUCUAACUGCUGCCUUGGCCACGUUCAGUAAGCAAACAUUGUAGAACGUUGCAGAUAGAAAUGCCAUGAAUAGAACUGACGUGAUUCCUUAUUCUACAUGCCCGAGAGCUAUGUUUGUUCAAUAUAAUACAUUUCUAUCUGAACGUUGGCCAACGUUGUGUCCUGCUGAAUGCUACCCUGGUUUUCCUUCAGCCACCUUUUGUAGCGUCUCUCCCCCUCCCUUAGUCAUGGUUAGUUGUGUAUGGUUUACAGUAGCUCUGUCUGCUGUUUCUGUGAAAUGUCUGUCAUGCAAACCUCUCAGAAACUGAAUAUAGGAGGAACCUAACAUGAACUCUCUGCCCCGUCUACAAACACACACACACACACACACACACACACACACACACACACACCCUUCUCCCCUCAAAAGACCUCGGUGGACAAAGGGAAUAACUGCUCCACAGCUCCCUUCUGUCCUCCUCUGUUCUCAACUACUAACAUCUUCAAAGGACCUGGUGUCACGUUACAAUCAUUAAAAUGAUGAGUUAAUAUGCUGCUGUCAUGGCUUAGAUCUCCCUUGGAGAACAGAGAUAUUGAAUCUCAAUGGGAUCUCCUGAAUGAAUAAAGGAUAAAUGGUAGAUGAGAGGGAGACUUGAUUUGCCAGAUCAAGUUCUCCUCCUCUAUCACACCUGUCCUGAUCCUUCCACAGGCCCCCUGCCACAGGCCCCCUGCCACAGGCCCCUUCCUCAGGCCCCUUUCACAGCCCCCUCAUCUGAAUCUGGUUUGGGCUGUGUCCUAAUACUCUAAAAUGGCCUCCUUUCCUUGUCUUCUUUCCUUCAUUGCCGCUGAUAAAUGAAAGGGCUACUAUAAAGGACUGUCAUCAGGGAGGACAGGACACAAGGAGAGGAGGCUAGUUUGAACUAUUGAGCUACAGCCUUAGUGUGUCAAACCUCUACUGAAAGGUCAUCCACACUCAGUCAGCCAAUCAGUCAAUGGGUCAUCCCGUCCAUCGACCAAUGUGCUCAGCUGACUGUCUUGUUCUACCAAUCAGGAUCCAGGGAGAAGUCAGGUCUGCACAUGCUCUUCCCUGAGGAGGAGAAGAUCAUCGUGGAGGAGACCAAGAGCAACGGACAGACUGUCAUCGAAGAGAAGUAAGAACUACAUUCCUCCCAAUGCAUUAGAUUGGGAGAAUAUGCUUACAGCUUCAAGUCUUCACUUCACACGUUCAGAAGUUUAUAUGUUCCUUAAUGGGGUUUAUUGAUAAUGGUGUGCUGUGGUUGGGUUGGCUAACUAACAUGUCUGUCUUAGGACUCUAGUAGACGCAGUGUAUGGGCUGAAGGAUGAAGUACAGGAGCUGAAACAGGUGAGCGUUCAGGAGCGUUAGCACGGUUAGCAUUCACUAAACCGUCACAUCAAAUAGCAUGUCACAGUACAGUCAUACAGCACCAGAAUCAUAAUUAAUCAAUUAGAGGAUCUCUAUGACAAGAAUUCUCUUAAGCAUAUACAGUGGGGAAAAAAAGUAUUUAGUCAGCCACCAAUUGUGCAAGUUCUCCCACUUAAAAAGAUGAGAGAGGCCUGUAAUUUUCAUCAUAGGUACACGUCAACUAUGACAGACAAAUUGAGAUUUUUUUCUCCAGAAAAUCACAUUGUAGGAUUUUUUAUGAAUUUAUUUGCAAAUUAUGGUGGAAAAUAAGUAUUUGGUCACCUACAAACAAGCAAGAUUUCUGGCUCUCACAGACCUGUAACUUCUUCUUUAAGAGGCUCCUCUGUCCUCCACUCGUUACCUGUAUUAAUGGCACCUGUUUGAACUUGUUAUCAGUAUAAAAGACACCUGUCCACAACCUCAAACAGUCACACUCCAAACUCCACUAUGGCCAAGACCAAAGAGCUGUCAAAGGACACCAGAAACAAAAUUGUAGACCUGCACCAGGCUGGGAAGACUGAAUCUGCAAUAGGUAAGCAGCUUGGUUUGAAGAAAUCAACUGUGGGAGCAAUUAUUAGGAAAAUGGAAGACAUACAAGACCACUGAUAAUCUCCCUCGAUCUGGGGCUCCACGCAAGAUUUCACCCCGUGGGGUCAAAACGAUCACAAGAACGGUGAGCAAAAAUCCCAGAACCACACGGGGGGACCUAGUGAAUGACCUGCAGAGAGCUGGGACCAAAGUAACAAAGCCUACCAUCAGUAACACACUACGCCGCCAGGGACUCAAAUCCUGCAGUGCCAGACGUGUCACCCUGCUUAAGCCAGUACAUGUCCAGGCCCGUCUGAAGUUUGCUAGAGUGCAUUUGGAUGAUCCAGAAGAGGAUUGGGAGAAUGUCAUAUGGUCAGAUGAAACCAAAAUAUAACUUUUUGGUAAAAACUCAACUCGUCGUGUUUGGAGGAAUGCUGAGUUGCAUCCAAAGAACACCAUACCUACUGUGAAGCAUGGGGGUGGAAACAUCAUGCUUUGGGGCUGUUUUUCUGCAAAGGGACCAGGACGACUGAUCCGUGUAAAGGAAAUAAUGAAUGGGGCCAUGUAUCGUGAGAUUUGGAGUGAAAACCUCCUUCCAUCAGCAAGGGCAUUGAAGAUGAAACAUGGCUGGGUCUUUCAGCAUGACAAUGAUCCCAAACACACCGCCCGGGCAACGAAGGAGUGGCUUCGUAAGAAGCAUUUCAAGGUCCUGGAGUAGCCUAGCCAGUCUCCAGAUCUCAACCCCAUAGAAAAUCUUUGGAGGGAGUUGAAAGUCCGUGUUGCCCAGCGACAGCCCCAAAACAUCACUGCUCUAGAGGAGAUCUGCAUGGAGGAAUGGGCCAAAAUACCAGCAACAGUGUGUGAAAACCUUGUGAAGACUUACAGAAAACGUUUGACCUGUGUCAUUGCCAACAAAGGGUAUAUAACAAAGUAUUGAGAAACUUUUGUUAUUGACCAAAUACAUAUUUUCCACCAUAAUUUGCAAAUAAAUUCAUAAAAAAUCCUACAAUGUGAUUUUCUUGAUUUUUUUUCCUCAAUAUGUCUGUCAUAGUUGACGUGUACCUAUGAUGAAAAUUACAGGCCUCUCUCAUCUUUUUAAGUGGGAGAACUUGCACAAUUGGUGGCUGACUAAAUACUUUUUUUCCCCACUGUACAUUCCAGAGCGAUUUCUGCUCAUUCCAGUCAUGUGCGAUUAGAGCCUUUUCUAAGAUCCAGCGGCCAUCUUUGUUCCCCCCCAACAGGACAACAAGAAGAUGAGGAGGACCCUGGAGGAAGAGCAGAAAGCCAGGAAGGAGCUGGAGAAGAUCCUGAGGAGAGUCCUGAAGAACAUGAACGACCCCACCUGGGACGAGACCAACCUGUGAGUGCUCAGGUGACAUCACAUCAACAUGGUUGGGUUUGGGUUCCACCGUGACUGGACCAAAAUUGUUAACCACAAAGCCAUCUGACGUAACGCUGUGAACUGACACACUGUGGAACACUGAUCUGUCACUGUUGUAAGAAUACUGGGUGUGGUCCAAAGUCAAAACAGCCAAUGAAAAUGAAACAUAGCAUCCCUAAAUAACUCUGGAAGACCAUUGGCUGCAGCAUGGACCUCAAACCUCUUCUCUGUGUUGAUCUGGGAUUGGAAAAAGGCUGGAACAAUCACAGUAGUGAAGAUACGACUGACGUCACUGAUUCUCUGCCUCCUUCUGGGUGAUUCUCAAAGAGGGAUUCCUCUCUACCUCUCCCCUUCUGCAUUGAUCUGAAAGCAGGGGAAAACAACAUGGGAAUUUUCUGUCACUUGUGUAGUACUUUAACAUCCGUGAUGAGGAAAGGAAGUAAGUUCAGACUAUUGAGAUCCAUCCUCUGCAUGUAGAGCAGUAGUCUCAGGGAAUAAAUACUAGACAGUGGCUGCGUCUCAAUAGUGGUUUGCUCUUCUCAUCUUUGCUGAUCUGCAAUGAUAGAUGCAGUAGGUCCCUAGUGCCUACAAGGGGAUUUCCUUUCACCUGUCCAGUUUUAUGCAGAUGAGAGAUGAGGAACGGUAGCCACUGUAGACUAUUGAGAUGCAACCCAGACGAUUUUGACAGAUUAUGAUUUUGUCACUGCCUGCAUACCCUGCUGCCAAGCUCCUCUCAACACCCCCACCCUCCUCUUACCCCCCUCUGGAGCAUCUACCCACACAUUCCUCUGAGCCUUGUAGGAACCUAUGGCCAACACACAGAACAGGAUAACCUCUAGCUCAUUCCGGAUGUUUCCAUGGAAACCUCAGCAAUACAAUACUGGAAUGUUUUCAGGUGAUAAAAAAAAAAAAACUUUUGAUUAUGAUUCUUUGAAGUAUUCUUU